CAGUUCCCGCUCAGGCCCCGCCCAUUCCGGCGGUGACGUCAUCGCGCGCGAGCGCGGCCGGAAGUGGCUCCGGGGGCGGCGGCGGCGCCCGGUGUGACCAUGGAAGGCCAUUCCCCCUUUGCCCAGGUGAUGCCUCACCUGUCCGAGGAGGAGGAGGAGGAGCCAGGUGAGGAGGAGGAAGGGCCAGGUGAGGAAGGAACAGGUGAAGAUCCAGGUGAGGAAGAAGAAGAUCCAGGUGAGGAAGAAGAAGAUCCAGGUGAGGAAGAAGAUCCAGGUGUUGGUGUAGACCCAGGUGAGGAAGAUGCAGGUGAAGAAGAAGAUCCAGGUGAGGAAGAAGAUCCAGGUGAGGAAGAAGAUCCAGGUGAGGAAGAUCCAGGUGAGGAUGAUGAAGAUCCAGGUGAUGAUGAAGAUCCAGGUGACGAUGAUGAAGAUCCAGGUGACGACGCCGAAGAAGACCCAGGUGACCAAGACCACGCCCCCCAACCAGGUGCCUCCCUCCAGGUGCGCCCCUCUCCAGGUGACCCCUCCACCUCCCACCUCCGCCGACCCCGCCUUUACCUGCGGCCACGCCCACCCCCUGCCGAGCCCGGCCCCUCCCACCUGCAGCACACCUGGACCCACCCAGGUGCUCCUGGCUUGGAGUCGCCCUCACCUGAGCCAGGUGAGGCCACGCCCGGCUUCGUGCAGCUCAUCGACGAGCGCGGCGUCUACUCCACCGCCAAGCUGGUGCUGGGCGGCCGCUCAGGUGCUCCAGGUGCGCCAGGUGAGGCCGAGAAACCAGGUGAGGACGAGGAGGAUGAAGAAGAGGAUGAAGAUCUACCUGCUCACCUGGAGAUCCGCCAGGUGAUCGUGGCCGACAAACCCUUCCAGUGCCCCGCCUGCCACAAGAGCUUCAAGCGCACCUGGGAGCUGCUGAGCCACCAGGUGGUGCACACGGAGGCGCGGCCCUUCACCUGUCACCUGUGCCGCGCCACCUUCAAGCGUCACUCGGACUUCAAGAGCCACGCCCUGGUGCACACGGAGGAGCGGCCGCACAGGUGCGACCUGUGCGGGAAACGCUUCAAGCGUUCCUCCAACCUGCAGGAGCACCGCCGCAUCCACAGCGGCCAACGCCCCUUCACCUGCCCCAGGUGCGCCAAAGCUUUCAAAACCCCUUACGAGCGCCGCCGCCACGCCCUGACGCACCUGGCGGAAACCGAGCGACCUUUCAGGUGCGCCGAGUGCGGCAAGGAUUUCCCGGCGGCCAACGCGCUGCUGCUGCACCGGCGGCACAGGUGCGAGGACAAGCCGCACACCUGCGGCGUCUGCGGCAAGCGCUUCACCUACGGCCACUCGCUGAAGGUGCACGAGCGCGUGCACACAGGUGACCGCCCCUUCAGGUGCGCCCUCUGCGGCAAGGCCUUCAAGCAGAGCAACGCGCUGGCCUCGCACGAGCGCGUGCACACGGGUGAGCGCCCCUUCGCCUGCCGCACCUGCGGCAAGGCCUUCAAGCAGUCCUCUUACCUGGCCAUCCACCAGCGGGCUCACACAGGUGAGAGGCCCUACAGGUGCGAGGCGUGCGGCAAGGCCUUCGCCCGGCCCUCGCUGCUGCUGCAGCACCGGCGCGUGCACAGCCAGGUGAGGCCGCACCAGUGCGGGCACUGCCACAAGUUCUUCAAGGACCUGGCUUACCUGGCCGUGCACGAGAAGGUGCACACAGGUGAGACGCCCUACAAGUGCGGGGUGUGCGCCAAGGGCUUCGCACACCCCUCCAACCUGCUGCAGCACCAGCGCGUGCACCGCGACACCUGAGCCGCAGGUGAG
Molecule: messenger RNA, 1803 nt
Organism: Serinus canaria (Common canary)
Lineage: Eukaryota; Metazoa; Chordata; Aves; Passeriformes; Fringillidae
Product: zinc finger protein 768-like
Exons: 2
Coding region: 100-1791 (563 amino acids)
Biological process (GO): regulation of transcription by RNA polymerase II
Cellular component (GO): nucleus
Molecular function (GO): RNA polymerase II cis-regulatory region sequence-specific DNA binding; DNA-binding transcription factor activity, RNA polymerase II-specific
Source: RefSeq, a predicted model, not a curated record